Messenger RNA from Quercus lobata, 1870 nucleotides. RefSeq names its product inositol transporter 4-like. The transcript is spliced from 5 exons. Gene Ontology annotation, molecular function: myo-inositol:proton symporter activity. Gene Ontology annotation, cellular component: membrane. The record is from RefSeq and is a predicted model, not a curated record. NCBI's taxonomy places the organism in Eukaryota, Viridiplantae, Streptophyta, Magnoliopsida, Fagales, Fagaceae. The coding region runs from base 26 to 1765 and encodes 579 amino acids. Gene Ontology annotation, biological process: transmembrane transport; myo-inositol transport.
CAGAAGGUUCUUAAUUUGUACAACAAUGGUGGAAGGAGGUAUUGCACCUGUGAACAAGACAGAGUUCACUGAGUUAUUUCGAACUAUAUGGAAAACACCAUAUAUAUUGAGACUAGCUAUGACUGCUGGUAUUGGUGGUCUUCUCUUUGGCUAUGAUACUGCUGUAAUCUCUGGAGCUUUAUUGUAUAUACGUGAUGAUUUCAAAUCAGUUGACAAGCACACAUGGUUGCAAGAGUUGAUUGUAAGUACAUCAGUCGCGGCUGCAAUCAUUGGUGCUGCAAUUGGAGCCUGGAUGAACGAUAGCUUGGGGCGAAAAAAGGCAAUUUUAACUGCUGAUGUACUAUUUUUCGUCGGCUCAUUGGUGAUGGCAGUUGCACCAUUCCCAUCAAUUGUUGUGAUUGGGAGGAUUUUGGUUGGAUUAGGCGUCGGGAUGACAUCCAUGACAUCCCCUUUAUAUAUCUCUGAAACUUCCCCUGCUCAAAUCAGGGGGGCUUUGAUAAGCAUGAAUGGUUUCUUGCUAACCUUUGGUCAAUUCUUAUCAUAUUUGAUCAACUUAGGCUUUACUAAGGUUCCGGGAACUUGGCGAUGGAUGCUUGGAGUGGCCGGAAUCCCUCCCAUUGUCCAAUUUGUCCUAAUGCUCUUACUGCCCGAAUCACCACGUUGGCUAUACAAGCAGGGCAAAGUAAAACAAGCCACAGAAGUUCUAGGAAAGAUUUAUCCCAUUGAUGAGGUUGGAAAAGAACUAGAGCAAUUGAAGGCAUCAAUUGAAGCAGCUGAAGCUGAUGAAGCUUCAAUAGGGAAUAAUUUUUUUACAAAAUUCAGGAGUGCCAUGAAAAACAUUGAAGUAAGAAGAGCUUUAUAUGCUGGUGUGGCUGUCCAAGUAGUCCAACAAUUUGUUGGUAUCAAUUCAGUGAUGUAUUAUGGUGCAAGUAUAAUGCAGCUUGCUGGUUUUGCUUCCAAGGCCGUGGCUUUAGCACUGUCUCUUAUUACAACUGGGUUGAAUGCUGUAGGUUCAAUUAUCAGCAUGCUUUUUAUGGACAGACAAGGGAGGAGAAGAAUGAUGAUUGUUUCUUUGGUCUUUAUUAUCAUUGGCCUUGUUGUGCUAUCUACUGUGUUUUAUCAAUCUUCUCAACAUGCACCAGGGAUAAACAGCUAUGACUCUAGCCAUUUUGGCAACAACAGCACUUGCACAGCUUACAUUUCAGCCCCUGACACUUCCAGGUGGAAUUGCAUGACCUGUUUGAAACAAAAAUGCGGAUUCUGUGCAAGUGAAGGUGACAAGUUCCAACCUGGGACUUGCUUGGCAAAUGAAAAGGCAAUAGGAAACAUGUGUACUCAACAACAUCGAGUGUGGUAUGAUGAGGGUUGCCCUAGCAAAUUAGGGCUGUUUGCAGUUUUACUAUUAGGGUUUUACAUCAUUGUUUACUCCCUAGGCAUGGGGACAGGCCCUUGGAUAGUGAAUGCAGAGAUAUACCCACUGAAGUACAGAGGUUUUGGUGGAGGGGUCGCAGCUAUGUCAAAUUGGACAGCCAACUUGAUAGUCAGCAUGAACUUCUUGUCCCUCACAGAGGCUUUGGGUUCAUGGGGCACAUUUCUUUUGUUUGCUGGGUUUUCUUUUCUUGGAUUAAUAGCAAUCUACUUUUUGGUUCCUGAAACCAAAGGUGUGCCACUUGAGGAAAUUGAGAAGGUACUACGCAAAGGCUUCAGACCAUGGCCAUUUGAGAGGAAGGAAAAGGCUCAAAACAUUGAUGGAGUUUCUGCUUAAUUGUCCAUAAAUACUCUUUUCAUUCGACAAUUGGUUUAUUUUUCACUUUUUCAUGUUUACAAGUUUUUUUGUUGUUGUUUUUGUUUAUUUUCCCAUGCAUGAAAU